Molecule: messenger RNA, 1285 nt
Organism: Chlorocebus sabaeus (green monkey)
Lineage: Eukaryota; Metazoa; Chordata; Mammalia; Primates; Cercopithecidae
Source: RefSeq, a predicted model, not a curated record
AUGGUGGCGGGGCGGGCAGCGGAACGGGCGGACAGCCGGAGAGCGGGCGCGGAGAGUGAAUGGAGGGCGUCGCUGGCUCAGCCCUGCCGCCGCCGGGACCGAAAGGACGGAGCGGCCACUGCGCAGCCGCUAAGGCGCCGACGCCACGCCCAUCCCCGCCUCCACGCCCCCUCGCGCCGCGCCCAUUGGCUGCGCCGCCCGGCCACGACCCGCCCCCGCCUGCGUGCCGCGCCCCCGAGGGCUGCCGGGAACCCCGCCGCGCCCCGCCCCGUUCACCAGCGCACCGCGUCCAUUGGCUGCGCUCCCCGGAGACGCCCCGCCUCGCACCCCGAGGUCACGCCGCUGCCGGUACCCGAGCGGGCUGGCGGGCGGCUGCGGAGCGGCUCCGACCCCGUCACACUCUCCCGGGUCCCACUUCGGGAGACCCCGUUCCCUGCCGGAGUGUACCCGGGGGACCCCGCGCCGCCCUCCGCGCCCGUCCUGGGGAGAGCGGCUGAGGCUGGGGCUGGAGGUUGGGGUCGGCUCUGGCGGCUGGAGCGGCUGCUGGGCGGCGGGACGGGUGGCCCAGAAGUCACUGAAGCAUGGGUAGGUCUAACCUUGGGCCCUUGCUGUGGGGAGGGCGUGGAGACCAAGCACAUUCCUGAGGCUCUGCUAGGGCACCGGCGGUGGACAGUGUCCUCUGAGGACCCAGGACCAAGCCAGGCUCCCUGCAGGAGGCCGGGAGCAGUGUGGGUGCCGGGCAGGGGUGGGGAGUUUGCUGGGGCGCUGCGCCCCACAGGCCUGUGUUCGUUUCCCAGCCUCAGCGAGGCUGCACAGGACGGGGCCCUGGUGCUGGUUUUCAGUGCCAGCGAGCCGGGACCGGAGCUGCUAUUUCCAGAUGAGGCUGGUUCACAUCUGCUCUGGCCGGGGUUCCAGGCCCUGGGCCCCGGAACACGGCGUUCCCUUUCCAAGUCUGCAAAGCCUGUCUUAGGGGAGAGAAGAAGGUUCCUUCCAUGCGGGUGGGGACGGCUAACCACGUCCAGACACUGAGACAGCGCUCUGUGUGCUCGGCCCUCAGCCUGCACUGGCUUGGUGGCUUGGUGACCCACCAGCAGGGUGGUGCUGUCUGUGGGCUCUGCUCAGGCUCCUCUCCGAGCCAGGAGGAUGCCUGCCUGCUUGGGCCUGGCACACAGGAUGUGCUUGGGAAGUGCUUCUGGAAUGGAUGGAUAGGUGGAUAAUGGAUGGAUGGAUGAAUGGAUAAUGAAUGGAUGGAUGGAUAAUGAAUGGAUAGAUGGGUGAUGGAUGG